GGCGCCGCGGCGGGAGGGGGAGGAAGAGGAGGGAGAGGAGCGAGGAAGAGGCCCGGGGCGGGCAGCCCCCGGGGUCGGGCCGCGCCGGCCGGCCCAGCCGCUUAAAUGCAACCCCUGGGGCAUCGGCUCCUCUCUGAUGAGACCGCUCCGGGGCUGCCGGGGACGGGGCGUCGUCGUGGGGACCGUCACCCUCUGCCUGGCCGCCGGGUGGGCUCUGCAGACUCCCGGAGGAGUAUCGUUAGUUGUCCCACAACCCAACAUCAACGCAACAGUGGCACAAAACAUCCUCCUCUCAGUUGAAUACUCUUGCAGGGGCAUCGCCACCAUUGAGUGGAAGCACGUGUCGAGCUGGGGCACCACCAAAAUUGUUGAGUGGAAAAGUGGGAAUUACGUCAACAUAUCCACGGUCUACAAGGACAGAGUAACAACUUUUGAAAAUGGCUCUAUACAGCUUCUGAACGUGGGCAUGAGAGAUGCCGGCUACUACUUUAUCACUGUAACGGAGGAGUAUGGAACCAACACUUAUGGCACCAUCAUAGUCAACGUUUAUGAGAUUAUCUAUGAAGAUUUACAUUUUGUAGCAGUUCUCUUUGCAUUUCUCGCUGCAGUGUCUGCCAUUUUGAUCUGCUUCAUGUGGCUGUGUAAUAAAUCUCUGCAUCUAUUUCAGAAGAAGACGGCACACAAACUAACAGCAAGUACAACUGAAGAGAUUGAAUUGGAAACCAUUGAGUGUUAGCCAAGGACUGUCUAAUAACAACAAAACCAAUUCUACCUCAGGAUAAAGUAUUGGCAAAGAAAGCGAGAAGAAACCUAAAAGGUAAAAUGUUUGUGACUACUGUAGAAACAUCCUGACUUGCAAACUAAUUAGACAUUAAAUCAGCAAUGUCUGAUGGAGCUGUUUUGACCUGUUAAGUUUUCUGCUCUGCUAGCCAAGGUCAAAGAAAAAAAGAAUAUUCUUCCAUGCUGAGCACAAACACAUUUUUCUGGCUAAUUAAUAAAAUCUACAGCCUCUACCACUCUGAAAAACAACCACCCAACCAACCAAGCCUCUAAGAUCAACCCAUAAAGGAAAUGAUCAUGGUCUUGAAGGACACCUGUUUUCUGGCUACAGCAAGUCUCCUAUUACAGACAGAACGGCCAUUAGCAUCCUUCAACAUAAUAAAUUUAAUGUCUAAUUACAGUAUUACAUUAAAAAAUUAAUUGCAAGGAUUGAAUCCUGUUUAUUGCACCUGUGCUGCUACUUUUGGGCGUAAAGGAAUUUCCUGAAGCUCUGAAGACAAACUAAUUCUUCAUGAGACAAAACUGACUUUGAAACAGUGCCGAGCUGGUCAAAGUUCCCCCACUUACAUUUCCAGUUGUUUACGCUGCCCCUGGGUAUUAACACACAUUUUAUGACAUUACUAGAGAAGGUUGUUAAACAAGGAACCAUGCACAGGCACUGAAGAGGAUGCCAUCUGUAAUGAUUAGAGGGGUCAGAUAAAAUACUGACACCACGCCGGUGGGGUAGCAAAAUACUGAACAGUUUCAUUGUGAAAGAUGUCGAGUCCUUUGCAAACUUAGCCCACUGAUGAAUAGUCUAUCUGGGAAAAAAUGUUAAAACAGCAUUACUUUGAAAUUUAGUAUUUAUAAAUACAGUUCUGAAAUUGCUCUUGUUGAGAAGCCACCUUUGCUUUCCUAUGUUAUAAGAAAACACGAAGUGAUCUAACUAAUGUCUUCUUGAAUCUGCAUAUUGCACUUACAUUUUCCACCUGCAAAUCUGCUGGGUGGAAUAACAUUUGCUUUUGUGAGUGAGAAAGCACUAAACUGACUGAGCUUCGAAUUAUCCUGUUUUGCUUUUGUAACGAGAAGAAUUUUGCAGUGUGAAAUAAACUUUGAAAAUGUAAGAGACCA
Harpia harpyja (harpy eagle) is the source of this 1890-nucleotide messenger RNA. It is a transcript of the gene VSTM5, whose product is annotated as V-set and transmembrane domain containing 5. The record is from RefSeq and is a predicted model, not a curated record. Gene Ontology annotation, biological process: filopodium assembly; positive regulation of excitatory synapse assembly. The transcript is spliced from 4 exons. The coding region runs from base 137 to 736 and encodes 199 amino acids. Gene Ontology annotation, cellular component: plasma membrane; axon; dendrite. Lineage: Eukaryota; Metazoa; Chordata; Aves; Accipitriformes; Accipitridae.